UCAAAUUUACUCUGUUUUCUUUAAAGGUUAUAGUAAGUUUAGAUUAUGUUUAGAAUAAUAUAAUUAAUUUAACAGUUAAUGAUUAUAGUGAGUGAAGGAUUUAUUUAUUACUUUUUCUGAGAAUAAUACGAUUCUAAUUUCUUUUCUAUUACUGAUUGUCGCAAUUGUUUGUGUAUUUUCUAGUAAAAGUAAAUUUAGGAAGAAAAAAUGGCAGAAGUUAAGUCGAAAUGUAACAUACGACAACUUGAAGCAGAAGCUAAAAUAUCUGCUGUAAAUCAUGUAACAAAUAUGUUACAACGUCCUGGACAGUUAGAGAAGAUUGAACAAUACAAGAGAGGAUUAAUUCGUAAAAAAGGAUCGAAUGAGGCUCUACUGAAGUCAGCAAUGCAAAGUCAUCUGGAUGGAGUAAGAGUUGGUCAAAAUCAACUUCAAGCUUGUUUAGAAGACGUUCGAGAUAUCGAAACUAAUUUGAAGUCACUUGCAAGUCUCUUCAAAGAUGUUCCAGAUUUACGCAAUAAACUCAAUGAAGUGAGGGAAGAAAAUAUGAAGCAUUCUCAGUAUGUUACUGCCAGAGAAAACUUGAAACACAUUUUCACUGUUCCAGAAAGUAUUGAAAAAACCAAGCAAUGGAUAAAUGAAGGAAAAUUGUUGCAUGCUCAUCAGUGUUUACGUGACUUAGAAAAUUCAAGAGAUGAAUUGCUAUUUGAGUUACAUAAACUACCAAAUCAAUCACCACACGAUAAGGUCAUGUUGAAAGCAUACUUUUCUGAUGUAGAAACAUUGUCAGGUGUAUUGGAAAAGCAAUUGAGACUUAUCUUAAGUCGUACAUUAAAUACAGUUCGUAAAGAACCUACAGUCAUAGUUACAGCAUUACGUAUAAUUGAAAGAGAAGAGAAUGUUGAUGAAGAAUCUCUAAAACAAGAAAAACAAAAUGGAUUUUUACCACCUGGCCGCCCUAAAAAAUGGCGUGCCAUGGCCUUUGAAGUUUUAGAAAAGUCUGUAGCAACCAGGAUAGAAGGCACUCAAGUAGAAGAACGAGAUGAUAACAAAUUGUGGUUGGUUCGUUAUUUGGAAUUGUUAAGACAAUUGAUGCUUGAAGACUUAAGGGUUGUUAAAACCCUUUGCAUUCCGUGUUUUCCUCCUAGUUAUGAAAUUCUGGACCGAUAUAUUAAAAUGUAUCACGCCUGCCUUUCUCGACAUUUGCAGGAAGUCAUACAAAAUGGUUUGCAAGGUAACGAGUAUGUUUCUCUGUUAUCUUGGGUGUUAAACACAUAUAAGGGAGAAGAGCUUUUGGGUCAUCCUGAUUUGAAAGAGUCUACGGAAAAUGUGGGUACCCUAUUACCAAAAACCGUUUUAGAUGAUCUUCAAGGACAAUAUUUAACGAAUAUGAAAAUGAACUAUAAUGAAUGGAUGCAAAAUACUGUGACGUCGGAGAAACAAGAAUGGCGUUCCAAUAAGCCCCCCGAAGAACCCAGAGUUGAUGGGUAUCUUCGCACCGCCACCCCGAUUAUUAUUUUCCAAAUGAUAGACCAAAAUUUACAAGUUUCUAAAACUAUAAGUCAAGAAUUUACAAAUCAGGCUCUUUUACUAAGUUUAGAACAAAUUGUAAGGUUUGCAAAUGGAUAUAAAGAAGCUAUUAUAGAAUUUAAGAAUAAACACUUCGAAGACAGAAGUCAGGUUCCAUACUUUACUCAUCACAUGAUAACAGUCUUGAACAACUGUAUGCAAAUUAUUGAGCUCGGCGCUCAAUUUGAGAAACAAUAUUUGAACAUGAAUACACCGAGACUUGUAGCAGAAGCAUUUCAAAAAUUAAGAGAUACCAUUUUGCAACUGAGAAACGAGUCGGGCGAGUACUUGCUGGAAGAAGUCUUUUUAGACUUGGAAAAACAUUUCGAAGAACUUUUCUCGUCCCGUUGGCUUCUAGCAUCGAUCCCAGUGGACACAAUCUGUGCCACUUUAGAAGACUACUUUCAAGACUAUAAUCGUCUGACAGAAGAAAAUUUCGAUUACGUAAUAACGCAGGCACGAAAAGGCGUCACCAAACGAUACUUAACAGCAAUGUUAUCAAGGAAAGUGUCUUUUAAGACAUACGAAGAAUGUUUAACGGCUGCCAAGAAAAUUGCCAAGGAGGUUGAGCAAUUAAACAGAGUUUUUUGCAGCAAUCUUCCAAAUAUAGAAGAAAAAGAGAAUCAAUUAGACGUAAUCAAAAUGAUGUCGGAGAUUUUGAAAUGUGAGGAUGAUAUGAUAUCAUUCGACUUACACCGAAUUGUAGAAAAGUAUCCAGAUAUAACGGAGGAUCAGUUGCAUAGAUUGCUGAGUCUGCGUGGAGAUUUGCCAAGGUCAGAACUAAAAGAAAAGGUUCUUUUUGUUACAAAGACAUCAAAACCGAAAAGUCCACAACCUCCAAGUAUUUUUAGGGAAUUGAUAUUGCCUGAUAGAAUUUUAAAUUGGUAACAGAAAUAUAUAAUUAUUAAGUAUGUAUUAAAUCAAAUUAAUAUCCAUUUAAUAUUUAUUAUUUAAAUGUCACAAUG
Messenger RNA from Agrilus planipennis (emerald ash borer), 2531 nucleotides. RefSeq names its product exocyst complex component 3 (gene Sec6). The transcript is spliced from 9 exons. Gene Ontology annotation, cellular component: exocyst. Gene Ontology annotation, molecular function: SNARE binding. Bases 208 to 2454 code for a protein of 748 amino acids. Gene Ontology annotation, biological process: exocytosis; exocyst localization. Lineage: Eukaryota; Metazoa; Arthropoda; Insecta; Coleoptera; Buprestidae. The record is from RefSeq and is a predicted model, not a curated record.